AUGUCCACGCCGUUCCGGAAGAGUAAGAGAACACCGCGAACACCACCACUGUCUCCGUCGCCGUUGCCGACACCAACACUACCAAAGACUCCGUCGACGCCGCGAGUGAAGUCUGUGGCCGAACAAAAGUCGGAAAAGAAGAAGAAAGAAGAAAAGAGGAAGAUGGAAGCGCAACUCAAGGCGCUAGUGAAGCAGAGAGAGGCAGUGCGUGGAAAGCUGCUUCGUGUGCGUGCGGCCUUGAGAGACAGCGAGGAGGAACCGAACCCGAACGUUCGAAACGUUCACUUCCUCCAGCUGCAGAAGCGGGCUUUGGAGAACAUUUACGGCGAGUGCAAUGAGGUGCAGAACAAAAUCUACGCACUGCCGCUCUCUGAAGACCAAGACACAGUGCAAACCGAGAAGUAUGUGGAGUUCGAGGGUGUCUUCAACGACGUGUCGCUGAAGUUGAGCACGCUGAUCGAUGUCGUGCCGAAGGCGGAACCAGCUGCCCCAGCGGCCGGAGCGCCGGUCCAGCAGCCAGCCCAGCCCUACCUCCCACCGCUGCAAGUGCCCUUGCCCAAAUUCGAUGGGUCGUACGAGAAGUGGUACGCGUUCAAGGCGCUGUUCACCACUCUGAUGAACCGCUACCGACAAGAAGAGCCCGCCCUGAAACUCUACCACCUGCGGGACUGCCUCGUAGAGAAAGCAGCCGGAAUCAUCGACGACGAGAUGAUCAACAACGAUUACGACGCCGCCUGGGCGCUCCUCACGUUGCGCUACGAGGACAAGCGGAUCGUUGUGGACAAGCUCGUGGAGAAACUCUACGGUCUACCGAAGAUCAGCCAGGAGGAUGCUGCGGAGCUGCGGAAGGUGAUCGACACCUGCACGAAGAACGUUGACGCCUUGAAGAACCAGGAACUACCGGUGGCUGGGCUCGGCGAGCAGAUGCUGGUCAACCUCAUCGUGGGCAAGAUGGAGAAGAAGCUGCAGGUGUCCUGGGAGGCCAAGCAGAAGAAGAACGUGCUCUCGACCUACGCUGCGUUGAUGGCGUUCCUGGAAGAGCAGUGUCGAAUCUCCGAGAAGCUCGACACCAAAGUGAAACCUGUGAAGGAGAGUGCGAAGCCGAAGACGGCGGGAAGAAGCCACACGCUGGCAGUGAGUGAUUCGAGAAACGAACUAAAGUGUCCAGUGUGCAAGGCCGCUCACGAACUGUGGAAGUGCGAAGCCUUUAAGAACAAAAGUGUCAGUGACAAGUACGAGAUCCUGAAAAAGUGCGGCGCCUGCUUCAAUUGCUUGAUGAAAGGCCAUCGAACCCGCGCGUGUUCGUCCGGCUCUUGUCGCCACUGUGGCAAGAAGCACCACAGCUCGCUCCAUGAGGACAGUCCCAGCCAGGUCGCGAACAGUGCAGCUCCGACGACGCCAGCGUCCGAAGUGUCCCAGACGGUCAACACACCAGCAGCGGGAACGUCGACAACCCUGUGCGCGAGCGCUGCGAGCUCGGAGAAGCAAACCGUCCUCUCGACUGCCCUGGUUCUGGUUGACGGCCAGUGCAGCACUCCCAUCCCGUGUCGUGUGCUACUCGACUCCGCCUCGCAGAUGAAUUUUGUGACCGAGCGCUUCGCGAACCUUCUCUCCCUGAAACUGAUACCCGCUGACUUCACGGUCAGUGGUCUGAACGGCAACAAAACCCGGAUUAGCCGUCGUCUGCGCGCGACCAUCAGGUCUCGCCACGGAAACUUUGCUGCUGAACUGGACUUCCUGGUGACCCCACGAAUCACUGGUGAGCUUCCGGUGAAAUCCUUCGACGCCUCGGAGUGGCCCAUCUCAAGCGAACUUGUGCUGGCCGACCCGGCGUUCAACAAACGAGGACGCGUCGAUAUGCUGAUCGGCGCCGAAUACUUUUGGAACCUGCUACUAGACGGCCGCUACGAACUCGGCCCCGACCGACCUGUGCUGAGGAACACCAAGCUGGGUUGGAUUGCCGGAGGUGUGAUUGCGAGCGAUGCGACGGUCGUUGCGCGCACACUUUGCCAGACGUCUGAAGAAGAGCCGCUCAUCGAGCUGCUGAAGAGCUUCUACAAGGUGGAGGCUUGCGACGAGAUCCGCUCAUCCCCGACGGCGGACGACGAGUUGUGUCUGGAGCACUUCCAGCGCACACACGAACGAACUGAGGAAGGGCGCUACGUGGUACGACACCCUUUCAACGAACGCAAGCGCGAGCUGGGAGACUCGCGUGAGAUGGCGCUGCGGCGUUUUCUGGCUCUGGAGCGGAAACUGGACAAGCAGCCCGAACUGAAGGAGCAGUACUCGCAGUUCAUCCGAGAGUACGAGCAACUCGGACACAUGCGAGUGAUCGAAGAAGCGCCGAACGAGGACCCGGGAUCGGCGUUCUACCUGCCGCACCACUGCGUGCUGAGGCCCACGAGUACGACAACCAAGCUGCGGGUCGUGUUCGACGGGUCGGCGAAGACGUCCACGGGCGUCUCGAUCAACGACGUUCUGAGGAUCGGCCCAACAAUCCAGAACGACCUGACGGCGAUCCUGCUCCGAUUCAGAGGCUUCCAGUUCGUCUUCACGCUCGACAUCCCGAAGAUGUUCCGGCAAGUGCGCGUCCAUCCGGAAGACACAAGGUACCAGCGAAUCUUUUGGAGGUACGACCGGAACGAUUUUCUUACCGUUCGAGAGCUGCUCACGGUGACGUACGGCUUGGGACCCUCGCCGUUCCAAGCAACCAUGGCUCUGAAACAAGCUGCAGCAGAUCACGAAGACGAGUUCCCGAGGGCCGCCGAAGUGGUCGACAAGGGAACGUACAUGGACGACGUACUGACGGGUGCCGAUACGCUUGCUGAGGCGUGCGAACUCCAACGGGAGAUGACCGGGCUCCUAGCGAAAGCCUGCUUCGGCGCCCACAAGUGGUGCGCGAACCACUCCGACCUCUUGCGAGAGGUCCCUGAAGAGCUGCGUGGCAAUUCGUUCGAGGUCACCGACGACAGCUCUAAGACGAUCGUGAAAACGCUGGGCGUUACGUGGAACCCGUUUGAGGACUUGUUCUCGGUGUCAGUGCCCGACUUCGACGACCUGGAAGAAGUGACUCGGAGGAAGCUUUUGAGUCAGCUGGCCAAGAUCUUCGACCCCUUGGGAUUCUUCGGCCCAGUCAUUACUUACGCGAAGCUGUUCCUGCGAGAAGUUGGCGAGCUGCACAUCGAGUGGGAUGACCCGGUCCCAACAGACAUCGGCGAGAAGUGGCGGAGCUUCCGCAUCGAGUUGACCGCGCUGAGAGAAGUGCGACUGCCGAGAUGGAUCUCCUGGAAAGGCGCGCUCAAGCUUGAACUGCACGGGUACGCGGACGCAUCUGAUCUGGCUUACGGUGCGUGCAUCUACGUGAAGGGCUUCUUCGCGAACGAGGAGACCGAGAUGAGAUUGAUCUGCAGCAAGUCUCGAAUCCUGCCCAAGAAACGGAAGCCCAAGGAGAAGGCCGUCAAGCACCACCUGAAGCGGAUUGUCGGCGAGCGAAAGUUGUCCUACGAGGAACUCUACACCACGCUGACCCAGAUCGAAGCUGUUUUGAACUCGCGGCCUCUAGUGCCGAGCUCGGACGACCCGUCGGACUACACCGCGAUCACGCCAGCGCACUUCUUGAUCGGACGCGAGAUGCAGGCCGUGCCAGAACCAGACUACUCGCACCUGAAGGAGAACCGACUGUCGCGAUGGCAGCUGGUGCAGACCAUGCUGCAGCACUUCGGGAGACGGUGGACAGCUGAAUACCUGCCGGAGCUGCAAAACCGAUCGAAGUGGCUGAAGACGAAGAUCAUCAAGGAGGGUUCGCUCGUGCUGCUCGUGGACCAGAACGCGCCACCUUUGCAGUGGCCCCUUGGACGGAUCGUGACCGCGCACCCCGGAGAGGACGGCGUGACUCGCGUCGUUACGGUGCGCAUGGCGAAUGGAGCGGAGUUCAAGCGUGCGGUGACCGAGGUGUGUUUGCUGCCGUUGGACGAGGACGAGGAUUGA
Culex quinquefasciatus (southern house mosquito) is the source of this 3987-nucleotide messenger RNA. RefSeq lists its product as uncharacterized. The coding region runs from base 1 to 3987 and encodes 1328 amino acids. The record is from RefSeq and is a predicted model, not a curated record. The transcript has a single exon. NCBI's taxonomy places the organism in Eukaryota, Metazoa, Arthropoda, Insecta, Diptera, Culicidae.